CUUACUCGUCGCUCGCGCGUUGGCGGCAAAAUAAUCGCGUCCGACCCCUCUCACUGUCGUCGUCCGCGUCCGCGUCGGCCGGUGUGUGUGUGUGCGGCGUGACACGCGCGUCGGUCAAAUCGUCUUCGUAUUUAUUUGUUCCUUAUGCCUCCGCGAGUUCUACACAAUAUCAUAAUGUGCAACAUAAAUAAUACGAUAAUAUUAUAACCGUUUAUUGUGCGCAUAUACCUCCCACGCGCGCGAUGUGCUGUUACGACCGUUGUGACAUCGCGGAUUAUCGCCGGUGAACCGGCGUUGGUCCGGCACGCAAACCCGCGAAUAAAGUCCGUCAUAACGCCGUCGUUUAUAUAUUUAUAAGUAUAUACAUAUUACAUAUAUUGGUUAUACGUCGUCUUUCGAAUGGUAGUCAUACUUAUCGUGCCUGCACCGACGUCGCCCGAUAAUGGGUCUGCGAGGUACGGCGGAGUUGUCGACCCGGCCAAGAGCCCCGGCGACAGGUCCACCUCAACCACGUCCAUAUCGUUCGUGUCGUCUGAUAACUCGUCGUAUUGUUUUUCGCAGGUCGAUCCGGACAAUCUGAUUGCCACCACCAAAGAAGAAGAAUGGGUGACUAAGAAAAAAGUUGAAUUGACUACCAAAAAACAAAUCGAAACGAGAGUUAAAAGACAAGUCGUGUUGGAAGACGGUAAAAUUGUCGAAGACUCUGGGCCAAUAGUUACAACUAACACGACCGAAGAUACGGAAAAACAGGAACAUCAACAGACCGAACAUCGUCAAUUGGGUGACGAAGGUGACGGAGAAAAUACCAAAGAAGUGGUCGUGAGAAUAUCUUCACUGGAAGGGAACCCAUCAUUGUUAAAAGAAGUUAGAGAGAAAAAAAUCAAAAGCCGAGAAGAAAAAGAAGAGCUCGUAGAAACGGAGGAUGUGGUCCACCUAGGAGAUAUCAGCGAUAAGGCUUAUCAAGAAGCAAUACAGAGUAAACGAGACAUCCGUGAAGCUCUUGAAGAAGCCAACUACAAAUUAGUUCACGUAAAUAGUACUGGACCUAGGGUAGUGCAUCAGAGUACCAAAAAUAAGAAAGUAACAGACACAGAAGAUACUAGACACACAAGAGAAGUUCAAAAAGAUGGUAAAAUUGUAACAGAAACAUCAAAAACCACCGAACAUGAAGAGGUAAACGGGGUUGAUGAACCAGACAGUGUUCCGUUGCCACCCUCGGCGUUACAAGAGUCGUUGCGCGAAAGUUCACAUCGGUACGCCAAGACCAAAGAUCAAGAGUUGGUUGAAUAUUUAGCGGAUGGUGAAAAGAUUGGAGAACAAAUGCGUUACGAGGCGACUAACGAAGAAGGAGAUCGACUUGGUGAUAUCAACCAACUACAGAUGAUGGCAAAUGCGGGCGAGUUGGUAGGCUGGGAGAGCUUAUCGGAAAGAAUACGUAAGAUGCGUGAUAGACAACAGCAUCCAGUUGCCGGGAAAACUCUUGCGGACUUCGAUGAAGAAGAACGUACUAGAAAAGUGGAAACAGCUAAAUGGCUAGAGCAUCAUUUUGGUAGCGAAUCGACCAGAUCAUCUACAGGAAACUUGUCAGAAGAAGAAGAUGAUGACCGAGGACAUCAAAAGACCACGUCCAAUAGUUUCAUAAACGUGACUAUGAAAUCAACAGAAACGCCAGCCAAUGGAUACUUCAAAGGAGUGUCUGAAUGGAAAAAUAAUGAUUCAACUCCUAUCAGACCGCCAAUCAGAAGAAAAAAAGAACAAAAAACAGAAAUUAUUAAAAACACUGUUAAUGAAUUAGAGUCAUCUCCGUUGUUCAAUUCAGUCCAACAAAGGGUUCAGGGAUACGAAAUGACAAAAGAUAAGUUGUCUGGACGUAAUGCAAUAAAUGGUUUUAACCAAUCGCAUCACAACGGAUAUGGUCAGCAGACUGCGGCUACCGCUGACAGACGACACGACUCGGUCGAUUCGCCGGUGCCGUCGGACGCGUACCGGUCAUGGGACCACCGCCGGCGGCGGUCGGCGGACGGCCACCGCAAUAAUAAAUCGACGUCCGCAGUGGCGCCAGAGCCGAAACCAGACUAUUCGCCGGAACCCGAACGGCGGGCCAGCAACGGGUCGUCGGCGGCGGGCGGGCGUUCGAAAAAGGUGUACCAGAAGACGAGGUUUGCGGCGGACGCGCGAUCAGCGCCCGACAACGGCGGCAACGGCAAACAGGAACGGAAGAAAUCGUUCGGCGAGUCGUUCCGGCGACUGGUGGGCAAGUUCACGGGCGGUGGGCACGGCAGCAAGUCGGACGCCGAUCGGAAGAAAAACCGGAAGAAACCGGAAUCGGCCGAGCGACGGCACGCCGACAGCGGCGACGACGGCGACUACGGUUACGGCGGUGGCGACGGCGAGAACACCUACAGGAGUUACGACGGCGGCGUCAGACCGACCGCCGACCGUCACCAGCGGUUGUUCGGCAGCACGCAGACGUUGGACCGACACCGAGCCGGACGGACGGUCGACAACAACCGCAGUAGUAGCAAAGCUCGCGACGACGACUACGACGAAGACGACUACGAAGACGAUCACGACGACGACGUUCACCGGUACAACGAGCACCGUGGUCAGGACGCCAGAGGAUCAUCGCCCGUGAUGAACGGCGGCGGCAGGACCGGCAACGGAGUGCACAGAUACUACUUGGGCGAGGACCCGUUCGGCGGCAGUAUUUACGGCCGCGAGAGGGAAUACGACGGUGGCAAGCGCAGACCGCACAAGAAGAACGGCGUUACUUACGACUCGCCAUCAUCACAUCAUCACCACACACAUUACGUCCAGAGGACUAUACCAGUGAACACAACCAGUACUACAUUGGGUCGGUUUAGUAAGUCUACAGGACGUUUGUUAGCUGACGAUUACAACAACGUGUCGGAUAGAGCACAAACACUGCCGAGAAAACUCCGAACGGAGAGCAAAAUAAAAAAGCAGGUCUCGUUACUGCCGCAGGUGCACGCGUCCCGGGAGAACGAUUACGGCGGCGUUACGAACAGGUCGGCGGCCAAUUCCGGGAGCAUGAUCAACGUGUCGUUCGCCAACGGGCCGACUAAGCCGCAACGGACGUUCUCGAAGCCGUCUCUGCUUCGGAGCCAAAGUUUCAACGUGCAACCGGAUCCGGGACACCAGACGCGCCGGUCGAUUAGCACGUUGCACCGACUGGAAGAGUCGCCGCCGCCGCUAAAGAGCCCAAACAUCGUGAGCAUGUUGAGCAGGAGCACCAAGGACCUGUCGGUGGGCGCGGACGACGGGUACAGAUCGCUGUCCGGCAGCUGGGCCAGCCCGGGAGAGCUGAGCAACGGCGGCGGCUCUGGCACCACAUACCGGCGGGACGAUCCGAAGAAAAAGAUUUUCAUGAAGGGCCUGCUGGAUCACGCGCCCGAGCUGUACAAGACACUCAGCCACCAGGAGGACACGACCGCUGGCCGACGGUAUUCGCCCGUAAAAAUGGACAGGCCGUACUCGAGCAGCGGCCACUCGUCGUCGCCGACCAUCAGGCACGGCAGCGGUGAGGUGACCAACCGGAGCGUGACGCGCCGCGGUAGCAAGGACGAUUACACCGAGACGGUACGGAUCACGUCCAAGUCGGACGACCCCUACCGGCCGAGCGUCACCAACACGGUGCAGAACUUCACCAAGAAAAAGGUGCCCAGGGACGGCCGGGUGGAGACCAUCGAGUCGACCGAGACCAAGACGGUGACCAAGAGUCGGUACAACGGCGGCGACACCAUUAACGGUUAUAACGGCAUGGGUGGCGGCGGCGUGGUGAUCGAGGUCAGGAACGGCAGAAACUGAUUGUGUAUUAAAUGCAAUACAGCGAAACCUCUAAACACCGGACACUGUGGUUCGACACUGACAUCUUGUCCGUUAUUCGGAGCGAUCAUUUUGGAGUUUAAUCCCUCAAAAAACAUCCGCUAUUUGGGGGGGGGGGAUGUCUAUUAUUGGAGGUUUCACUGUAACGAUAAUACAACACGAGAUCAGCCGUUUAUUAUUAUUAUUAUCAUGUAUCGUCGACUCCGCCGAUCGUUAUUAUAAUUAUAAUAUAAUAUUAUGACGUAUAUACAUAUACUUAUAUUAUUACUAUUAAUGACUAAAAAAAAAUAUUAUUAUAAUUUAUACGAUAAAAUAACGAAUCGAUAAUAAAUAAUAUACUAUAAUAUUAUUGUUGAUACCUAAAAUCAUAUUUUGUUAUUAGCUCUAUAAUACACCUAGUACCUAGGUAUACCUAUAAAUAAUAUAAUAAUAUCAUGUCAUAAUCGUAGAUCAAGAUCAUAGUGUUGUAAGGUCUAUGAUCAUAAUCGAUAAUAUAAUUAUGCGUAUAUAUUUUUCUUUGUAUCUAAUUGUUUUUAACAUACCUAUCAUUGUAUUAUUAUUAUACAGAGUUAAUAAUUGUUGUAAUAAUUUAUUACACUGGGGCACCGGCAACAAGAACCGAUGUCAUUAAUA
Rhopalosiphum maidis (corn leaf aphid) is the source of this 4479-nucleotide messenger RNA. RefSeq lists its product as uncharacterized. The coding region runs from base 400 to 3828 and encodes 1142 amino acids. The transcript has 9 exons. Lineage: Eukaryota; Metazoa; Arthropoda; Insecta; Hemiptera; Aphididae. The record is from RefSeq and is a predicted model, not a curated record.